AUGUUCAUCCAACAGGUCGCGAAGUGCGCGAGGCCUGCGCGUAAGUUCAUCCAAGUGGGCCAUGGCAAAUGGAUUCCAGUCGAUGGACAGCAGAGGGACGCGCCCCAUGAGAGCAAGUCUUCAGCGAGUAAACACGUCGAGAGAGUGGCGGCGGAGAAAGGUCACAAGCACCAUACGAGGCCCUUGCAACCUCCAGCGCCGAUGGUCACCGAGCUUGUCAAGAAACCCUUCAGCGCAGUUCACCGCGUCGAGAUGGUUGUUGUCGAGGCCCAAGUAGCCGUCGUCGAGGAUUGGCCGCUCCAGGAACCGAGUGUUGUGGCGACCCAGGACCCUGUUCCUCGAUCCGUGGCACCGCGGGGAAACAAGCCCAAGGGACCAAGGGCCAAUACUGUGUCGCAGAAGUUGCCCGCCGUCGUUACGGUCAGACCCGUAGGUUCUGUCAAAGCCAAGUACCGGCCAAAGCGGCGCAGCUUGGUCAAUCAACUUAGAGCUGAGGGGAAGAAGCCCGCUAAAUGUCGCCCCAGGCCUUCCAGAGUCCAGGACUCGCACAAGUAGCGCGACUGUGAAUAUCCAAGCCCCGCGCGGCGCUGUGACGUGUACCUUUCUCUAUCCCUUUGUUGAUGCUGUUGUUUGUCUGUAUCACCCUGCACCAUUCCUAGAUCACUUUACAUGUAGACCGCUUUGUACGACCUGACUGACUAUGGCUAACCUCUGUUGUUGUGGCAUUGCGGCG
Molecule: messenger RNA, 733 nt
Organism: Schizophyllum commune H4-8
Lineage: Eukaryota; Fungi; Basidiomycota; Agaricomycetes; Agaricales; Schizophyllaceae
Exons: 6
Coding region: 1-555 (184 amino acids)
Source: RefSeq, a predicted model, not a curated record